GUCAACCACAACAUUGUUAAUUAGACAAUCACUAUACAGUUCACAGUAGUCUACACAGAGAAAUACAUGACUGUUGUAUGUAUAGCUAGUUUAAUAGGUGUUAAAAAUGGCAGUCUAUUGCAAUAAUAGUCUAUUUAACUUCACUCAGCAGCAGCUCUCUUCUAACACAGCUAUAUCUGUGGUUCUACAGAGCCUGGCUACACUCAGCUGUCUAUUUGUGGUCUGUUUUAUCUUGUGUACCAGACUACAACAUCAGUUCUCCUAUCGCCUUAUACUCUACCUGAUGCUAAUAGAUGCAGUAUACUCAUUAACAGUGAUGCUGCAAAUUGGACCAGUCAUAUACAUACAGGAUAAAGGUGUCAGUGUGCGAGACGGGUGGGAGGGAGCGUGUACAUCGGUGGCUUACAUUAACCAGAUGAUGGAAUCGGCUAAGCUAACAAUUGUAGCAUGGAUUGUAUUCUACCUGUUUGUGAUGGCAGUGUGGAAGGUACAGCUCAAUAAACUACGGCAUGAAGUAACUGGGUUGAUGAUUACUCUGGUGAUACCUCUGUUGAAAGACUGGCUACCAUUUUAUUGGAACAUGUAUGGACUCACUGGGAUGUGGUGCUGGAUAAAAAUAGUUGACGAUAAUUGCAAUCCAAAAUACGGACUAGCUGUUGGACUGAUGUUUGCAGUUGAGUAUGGACCGGUGCUGCUGAUAAGUGUGUUCACAGCUGUGUGUUUCAUAACGAUGCUUGUGCGACUACACAGAGAUGCAGCUAAGGCAGAGAUAAGUUGGAGAGGAGUGUCAGACACGUCCACGCUAAAGGCAGGACUACCACUCAUUGCGUUCCCUAUAAUGUACAUGAUAAUUUUUCUGUUCAGAAUAGGACAUCGAAUCUAUUUUACAGUGAACGUUUUGGAUACAAAAACGCCAUUCGCUACAUUUUGGUUGAUUCACACCAUUGCAGUAGGGUUGGCCGCCCUUAUUGUACCCUCCACAUUUGCUUGUCACCCCAAUACAGUCAGAAAGCUAUGUACAUGUAUGGCUAACAAAAAUGGCCGGAUAUUGUCAUCAAUUUAUAGAAGAGAAAGCUGGAGUGUUUCGAAAGAGAUUCUUGGGUCGUCUGAAUCCGAUCCUUUUUUGUCUAAAGAGUAUGACGAACGAGACAGUUUGAUUUACAAGAGUAUUCUGAGCAGUACAACUCCAAAUCUACAGACCUGAGUAUUUAACUUUAUUUGUGCGUUUGUGUAUUACGUAUAACCUGUAUAAUACCGUAUAGCGGGUAAUUUUUGCGUGAUUUCCGAGUAACAUUUUCGUUCGCUUCAUUACGUGCACUGUAUAGUUUGUGUUCUGGUAAACCACCUUAAUUUUUUUGUGGAGGAAAAUUUCGUUGAUGUCA
Molecule: messenger RNA, 1382 nt
Organism: Halichondria panicea
Lineage: Eukaryota; Metazoa; Porifera; Demospongiae; Suberitida; Halichondriidae
Exons: 1
Coding region: 107-1204 (365 amino acids)
Biological process (GO): adenylate cyclase-activating G protein-coupled receptor signaling pathway
Cellular component (GO): plasma membrane
Molecular function (GO): G protein-coupled receptor activity
Source: RefSeq, a predicted model, not a curated record